Molecule: messenger RNA, 435 nt
Organism: Acaulospora colombiana
Lineage: Eukaryota; Fungi; Glomeromycota; Glomeromycetes; Diversisporales; Acaulosporaceae
Source: the annotation of a GenBank genome assembly
AUGUAUAGCGGUAUCUUCGAAAUUAGUAUCAAGGGGUCAAAAGAUUCAUCAGAUAUCACAAAGGAUUCGGAAGAAGCCGUUGAGAUGCUAGAUAUUUUGCAAAGCAAAAAUGAUGUUUGUCUAGUAAUUGACGGAACCUCGCUUCAGUUUUACAUAGACCAUUAUAGAAAUGAGUUCAUAGAAAUCGCUGUGCGACUACCCGUUGUGGUUGCCUGUCGCUGCUCACCAACACAGAAGGCUGAAGUCACGCGCCUAAUUAUGGAAUUCACAAAGAAGAGGGUAUGCUGCAUAGGUGAUGGUGGUAAUGAUGUCAGUAUGAUUCAGGCGGCGCAUGUUGGCAUUGGUAUCGUAGGAAAGGAGGGUAAACAAGCCUCUUUGGCAGCCGACUUCUCUAUAACGCAGUUCAGCUACGUUCUAAAGCUUUUAUGUGAGUAG